UCUCAUCCGUCCCCAUCCCCAAAUCCUCCAAUGGCUCCUCCGCCUCCCCGCGCCGCCCUCCUCCUGCUGCUACUCCUCCUCCCGCACAAUGCCGCCGCCGGCGGUGCCGGCACCGCUGCGCCGUCCCCGGCGGUGAACCCGUUCACGGCGAAGGCGGCCUUCAUCCGGUACUGGAACCGCAAGGUGCCCAACAACCGCCCGCACCCGGCCUUCUUCGUCGCCAAGCUCUCCCCGCUCCCGGCCGCCGACACCGCCUCCUUCCCCUCCGCUCUGCCCGACAUCCGCGCCCGCCUCCCCGCGCUCUGCUCCAGGGCCGGCCUCCUCUGCGCCGGCCCGGCCGCCGACGCCGCCGCGGCGUCGCUCGCCAAGGCCGCCGGCCCGUUCAAGGGCUACAGCAACGCCAACUUCUCCAACUACGGCACCGGCGGCGACCAGGGGGCCGACUCCUUCCGGAACUACUCCCCAGACCUCAACAUCGCCGCCGACUCCUUCCGCCGCUACGGCCGCGACUCCUCGGGCCGCGCCGACCGCUUCGAGUCCUACGAGGCCGACGGCAACGUCGUCACCGCCAACUUCACCUCCUACGCCGGCGGCGCCACGGGCGGCUCCGGCUCCUUCGCCGCCUACGCCGCCGGGACCAACGUCCCGGACUCCACCUUCACCAACUACGACGUCCAGGCCAACGGCCGCGCCCGCGGCUUCGCGUCCUACUCCCAGGAGGCCAACCACGGGGAGAGCGGCUUCUCCGGCUACGGCAGGAGCGGCAACGGAGUGCGGGAGACCUUCGCGUCCUACGGCAACGAGUCCAACGUCCUGGCCUCCGCCUUCGCCAACUACGGCCAGUCCGCCAACGGCGCCACCGACACCUUCACGGGCUACGGUGUCGAGGGGAACGUCCCCGAGAACACGUUCCGGAGCUACGGCGCCGGCGGCAACGCCGGCGUCGACACCUUCAAGAGGUACCGCGACGACGCCAACGUCGGCGACGACAGGUUCUCCUCCUAUGCCAAGGGCGCAAACGGCGGCGCCGCCGAGUUCCAGAGCUACGGCAACUCGGCCAACCCCGGCAGCAUCGCCUUCAAGGGCUACGGCGAGGGCACCAAUCCCAACCACCACAUUGGCUUCAAGGAGUACGCCGGCGAGAACAACACCUUCAAGGGCUACGCCAGCACCGGGGUCGACUUCAAGGAGUACCACAACACCUCCGCCUCCACGCUGACGGUGUCGGCGGAGGCGGCGGCGUCGAUGCGUCACCAGCACCUCAAGUGGUCACCGGAGCCCGGGAAGUUCUUCAGGGAGCGGGAGCUCGUGGCCGGGAACCGCAUGCCGAUGCCGGACAUCAGGGACAAGAUGCCGCCCCGGGCGUUCCUGCCCCGGGACAUCGCCGCCAGGAUCCCGUUCGAGCCCAACGCCGUGUCGGAGGUGUUCGGGUUGCCCCUCGACACGGCGAUGGGCAAAGCCGUGGCGUCCACGGUGGCCGAGUGCCAGCGCGCUCCCAGCAGGGGCGAGACGAAGCGGUGCGCGACCUCGGCCGAGGACAUCGUGGACUUCGCCGUGGAGAUGCUGGGCAGCGACGUCGUGGUCCGCAGCACGGCCUCCGCCGCCGGCAGCGGCGGCGACAUCCGUCUGGGCGCCGUCACGGGCGUGGACGGCGGCAGGGUGACCCGGUCCGUGUCGUGCCACCAGAGCCUGUUCCCGUACCUGGUGUACUACUGCCACUCGGUGCCCAAGGUGCGGGUGUACGAGGCCGACAUCGCCGCCGCCGACGGCGAGAAGAUCAACCGCGGCGUGGCCAUCUGCCACCUCGACACGUCGGACUGGAGCCCGGCGCACGGCGCGUUCGCCACGCUCGGCGGUAGGCCCGGCGAGGUCGAGGUGUGCCACUGGAUCUUCGAGGGCGACAUGACGUGGACGGUCGCGGAUUGACGGACGUGGGCCGCGGCGAAUAAUCCUCUUCUUGCAGGGCGGCUACUUUCAAGAAGGGUGGGCAAUUUUUUUUUUUCUUCACUGCUUUCUCAACCUACCUUACCUUACCUUAAGGUGGUAAGAAUUUGUGCGAUUUGUAUAGGAGAGAGGAAAAAGGGUUGGUCAGUCAUCAGUAAUCAAAUGUAAACUGUAAAUCCCGAAAAAUCUUUGGGAAGGAGGUGUGUGGGGAUUUGAUUUCUCUUGAUCGAAUUUCCCCAAUCGCGGUAGUGAAAUUUAAAAAUUUAAACAAAAAUAAAAAGCUCUUCAAAAC
Molecule: messenger RNA, 2236 nt
Organism: Panicum hallii
Lineage: Eukaryota; Viridiplantae; Streptophyta; Magnoliopsida; Poales; Poaceae
Product: BURP domain-containing protein 12
Exons: 1
Coding region: 31-1926 (631 amino acids)
Source: RefSeq, a predicted model, not a curated record